Messenger RNA from Jatropha curcas, 948 nucleotides. RefSeq lists its product as uncharacterized. Lineage: Eukaryota; Viridiplantae; Streptophyta; Magnoliopsida; Malpighiales; Euphorbiaceae. The record is from RefSeq and is a predicted model, not a curated record.
AUGUCUGAACGAGUCUCAAGUUCUUUCGAUCAAAUUAACUCUUGCUGUCUGAAAACCUUAAUAGAUUCCCUCAAAAUUAUCCAGAGAAACAAACAUAUUUACUUUUCCAUUUUUGCCUUCCUCUCCCUCCCACUUUCUCUACUUCAUUUCUCUCUCACCCUUUCCUCUUACCCGAUCAAAUCCCAAAUUCUCCAUCUCGAAUAUCUCGCGACCCGAACCCCGACCCGAUUCGAAGCUCGCCAGGUGUGGAGGGAGUCACGCGAAGUUGCCAUCAAUCUCCUCCACCUCAAACUCCUCUACUUCUUACCCUGUUAUCUUUUCUCUCUCAUCGCCGCCAUUACCGUCGUUGUCUCCACCGAAUCCGUCUAUAAUAAAGGACCCACGAGUAUAAAACUUGCUUUCGCCGCCAUUAAGCCCAUUUGGACCAGACCGGUGGUUACUUCAAUUUGUAUCUACGCUAUUCAGAUCUUGUACUCUGCUGUACCAUACACUCUAGCAGCUGUGAUUGGAAGCUCCAGUUCAAGGCUUAGAUUUGUGAUAUGGGUUAUCGGCUUGGGUGCUGAAUUGUAUAUAAUAGCGGUUUCGGAGAUAGGACUGGUGGUUUCGAUCGUGGAGAGGAGAUUCGGAUGGGAUGCGAUUCGCGUCGGGUCGGAUUUAAUGGAAGGGAGGAGGAUAUUCGGGUGGGUAUUAUGUGGUUUAAUGGCAGUGUUGACUGGCGGAAUUGGGCGAAGAAUGGAGGGCUUGAUGGUGCUGGAAAGUGAAUAUUUGGCGGAGGAGCCGAAAUGGACGGUUAAAGAAGGAUGGGAGAAGGCGGCCGCGGUGCUGGUCGUUCUCUAUGGGGUGGUUGUGGUCUGGGGUUUUGUCGUCACUACCGUUUUUUAUUGCGAGUGUAGGCAACGGCAUGUCGUAAGAGAGGAGGAGCAACAACUAGAGAGUAUUGAUUGUUGA